CGACUGCCAUUCAACCAUCAACGCCGACAGUUGGGCACCAAGGAACUGUUCUUGUGUGAAAAACACUCACACAUUUGUUUUAUUUCGCUAGGACUCGAACGAUUACUUCACAAAUCGCAAAAUGCCAUCGAAAAAGAAAAAAUACAACGCACGCUUUCCGGCGGGCCGCAUCAAGAAGAUAAUGCAGAGCGACGAGGAGAUCGGAAAGGUGGCUCAGGCGGUGCCCGUUAUCAUCUCGCGCACUCUGGAGCUCUUCGUGGAGUCGCUGCUGACCAAGACCCUGCGCAUCACCAAUGCGCGCAACGCCAAGACGCUAUCGCCCUCGCACAUGAGGCAGUGCAUAGUGUCGGAGAAACGGUUCGACUUCCUCAAGGAGCUGGUGCGCAACAUACCGGACAUCAGCGUCGCCGAGGAGGCCGCCUACAACGAGGACGAUGUCCUGCGCAGCUCGCCGGAGGAUCAGUACCCGGACUCGGACACGCCAUACGAUCUUAGCCUGCCAUCGACGUCCAUGCGCUCGCAGGCGAACGGAACCGCCGCCUACAUGCGCUCCAUGAGUCUGAAUAAUGGAGCAGGAGCCGGCGGUGCCACCAAGCGGCAGCUCCAGCCACAGCACAGCUCUACCUAUCCAAAUCCCACCACCAUCCUGCCCGCCAAGUUGGCCCGCUCCGAGUCCACGCCGGCCUACACGCCCCGCGGCAGGCCACCCAAUCACCUCAAGAAACAGUUGGUGCAGCUCGACACUGCCAUACCUGCCCCGAUCUGCAACUACGAACUCAACAAGCCCAUCGUCAAGAUCGACUACAGCCACGUCCAGAUGCCCACGGGGAACCUGUGUACCCCGGAUGCCUCCGAUUCCGGCUCAGGAUCGGGUGCCGGUUCAGGGGCUUUCAACUUCGAUAUCGCUGAUCCGGUGAUCAACAUCGAUCUGACAAAUAUCGUGGCCGCCGGAGCGGCGGGCAGCAGAAUGCCCACCUCGAUUGGAUUCGCACCGGCCACGCCGGCGGAUAACAACAACGUUAACCAAAUGGCUGGAAAGAGCAGCGCUCCCAUCAUUCCAAAGGCCACCGCGGCAUCAGCGACCCCCACUGAAACCGUUUUCGAGUUAGACGAAGACUAUGACAAUAUUUGAAUAGGAUCUAUGUAAAUGCGCUUUUAAAUUAUUGAUACAUUAAUAUGUACUCUAGGCCUAAGUAAUCACAAUAACAUUUUUUGCAAAAUAAAGACCAUGCUGGAUUUUAAGCUGA
Messenger RNA from Drosophila rhopaloa, 1247 nucleotides. RefSeq names its product dr1-associated corepressor (gene NC2alpha). Gene Ontology annotation, biological process: positive regulation of transcription by RNA polymerase II; negative regulation of transcription by RNA polymerase II; transcription by RNA polymerase II. Lineage: Eukaryota; Metazoa; Arthropoda; Insecta; Diptera; Drosophilidae. Bases 122 to 1132 code for a protein of 336 amino acids. Gene Ontology annotation, cellular component: nucleus; negative cofactor 2 complex. Gene Ontology annotation, molecular function: transcription coactivator activity; core promoter sequence-specific DNA binding; RNA polymerase II general transcription initiation factor activity. The record is from RefSeq and is a predicted model, not a curated record. The transcript has 2 exons.